UCGUUACAUGAUUUGAUUUUUUGCACGUUUUCGAAAAUAGAAAAGAUAUUAACCGUCUUUUCGUAUUGUUUCAGUGUAGUUGUCUCUCUCGAUUUCUCAUGACCGCCGAGAAAAUUAUUUGUUUCAAUUUUUCGUUGUAAAGAAAAAUCGGCACUCAUUUUGUUCCACAAUAAUUCGCUUCUGCUAAUUCGUAGGAGCUGCAGCAUCGCUAAAUCUGUAUAAUUUGAUUGGUCUUUUUUUUGUUUGUUUUUUUUUUCUGAAUCGUAUAAUUCUCUGGAAACCCCUAACGAUUUCACUCCGGAAAGAGUCGUAUUCAGUUAGGGUUUUGAUUUGAUCCCGAAAGGAACUUGAUGCUGCGUAUUCGGGAAGCGUUUGGGUUUGGAAUCCAGUGUUUCUUCUACUAAUUGAAGAAUUAAUUUCUCCGGUAUUUAAGAGUGCUUGGAUUUGGAUCAUUUGAUCAGAUUGGUGCUUACUUUUACGUACGAAAUUCCGCUUCAUGCUCGUAUAUUGAGAGAGAGAGAGAGAGAGAGAGAGAGAGGAUGCUGUCGAAUCAUUUGCAGAAUGGGGUGGAGACGGCGAAGCUGAUCUGGUCACGGCUGCCGAACUCGGAGGUGGAAGAAGAGGGGGCAGCUGCCGGAGAUUUCAGCCGGAUUAAGAAGGACGAUGGUAGCUCUGUCGAGAGCCUUGACUAUGAAGUAAUUGAAAAUUACGCUUACAGACAAGAACAGGCAAAAAGGGGGAAGGUUUAUAUGGCAUAUAGCGUGGUGGUAAAAUGGCUAAUGGCAUUGCUUAUUGGGAUUGGUACUGCACUAGCUGCCGUGUUUAUCAAUCUCUCUGUCGAGAAUUUUGCCGGAUGGAAAUAUUCGUGGACAUUCAAUCUGAUUCAGAAGUCAUACUUUGCUGGAUUUUUGGUCUAUACACUGAUCAACUUGGCUCUAGUGUUAUCCUCAGUUUAUAUUGUUACACAAUUUUCACCAGAAGCUGCAGGAUCAGGGAUCCCCGAAAUAAAGGGUUAUUUAAACGGAAUCGACACACAUGGUAUACUUUUGUUCAGGACUUUAGUAGGCAAGAUUUUUGGCAGCAUUGGAUCCGUUGGAGGUGGCUUAGCACUUGGAAAAGAAGGUCCACUUGUGCAUAUUGGUGCUUGUAUUGCUUCUAUGCUUGGACAGGGUGGAUCCACAAAGUAUCAUCUGCGUACAAGAUGGCUACAGAUCUUUACCAGUGAACGAGAUCGACGUGAUCUUGUCACCUGUGGAUGUGCAGCAGGCGUGGCUGCUGCAUUUAGAGCUCCAGUUGGUGGUGUAUUGUUUGCACUAGAAGAAGUAACAUCAUGGUGGAGGAGUCAGCUCAUGUGGCGUGUCUUUUUUACAUCUGCCAUUGUGGGUGUGGUUGUACGGACAGCAAUGGCGUGGUGUAAGAGUGGAAAAUGUGGACAUUUUGGUUCUGGAGGCUUCAUUAUAUGGGACAUCUCAGGUGGUCAAGAGGAUUACUCAUUUCAGGAGCUGUUGCCAAUGGCAGUUAUAGGCGUUAUCGGGGGUCUUCUUGGAGCACUGUUCAAUCAACUUACUUUUCACAUAGCAUACUGGCGCCGAAAUUAUUUGCAUAAGAGAGGGAACCGUGUGAAGGUUAUUGAGGUGUGCGUUGUCUCUCUGAUAACCUCUCUUAUUUCGUUUGGAUUGCCCCUUUUUAGAAAAUGCACUCCCUGCCCUGAAGCAGAUGCUAAUUCUGGCAUUGAAUGUCCAAGGCGCCCAGGGAUGUAUGGGAAUUAUGUUAAUUUUUAUUGUGGUGAGAAGGAAUACAACGACCUUGCAACAAUAUUCUUCAACACUCAGGAUGAUGCAAUCAGAAAUUUGUUCAGUGCUAAAACAAUUCAUGAAUUUAGUGCACAGAGCCUCCUCACAUUUUUGGUCAUGUUUUACUCUCUAGCGGUACUCACUUUCGGCACUGCUGUUCCAGCUGGUCAAUUUGUUCCCGGCAUAAUGAUUGGCUCUACAUAUGGUCGGCUGGUUGGCAUGUUUGUUGUCAACUUUUACCAGAAGCUUAAUAUUGAAGAAGGAACGUAUGCUCUUUUAGGCGCUGCAUCUUUUCUUGGAGGCUCGAUGAGAAUGACCGUAUCCCUUUGUGUAAUUAUGGUUGAGAUUUCAAAUAACUUGAAGUUUCUACCUCUCAUCAUGUUGGUUCUCCUCAUAUCAAAGGCUGUUGGUGAUGCUUUCAAUGAAGGCCUGUAUGAAGAGCAGGCUCGACUAAGGGCUAUUCCUUUACUGGAAUCAAGACCAAAAUACCAAAUGCGGAGUAUGACAGCGAAGGAGGCUUCCGGAAAUCAACAGGUUGUCUAUUUCCCUCGUGUGGUGAAGGUUGUGGAUGUACUUUCUAUUUUAAGGAGCAACAGUCACAAUGGGUUUCCUGUCAUUGAUCACACACGAAGUGGAGAGACGCUUGUCAUCGGCCUCAUAUUGAGAAGUCAUUUGCUAGUACUUUUACAGUCAAAGGUAGACUUCCAACAUAGUCCGUUGCCCUUUAAUUCGAGAGACGGGCCUGUACCUAUCAGGCACAAUCUAACAGAAUUCGUCAAGCCUGUUUCCAGUAAGGGGAUUUCGAUUGAUGACAUCCACCUAAGCCCCGAUGAUCUGGAAAUGUACAUCGACCUUGCUCCGUUUUUGAAUCCGUCGCCUUAUGUUGUUCCAGAAGAUAUGUCAUUAACGAAGGUGUAUACAUUAUUCCGGCAAUUAGGUUUGAGGCAUCUACUUGUCGUACCACGUGCUUCCCGUGUCAUUGGAAUGAUUUCGAGGAAGGAUUUGUUGAUAGAGGACCAUGAAGAUACGACGGCCAUAGAGCUUCAAUCCACUAGUGGAUCAUAGAGGUGACAGGAGAGUGUCGAGGAGGAAAGAAGCUGAGCAACCUCUGCUUGAUGGUCUUAUCGUCUAAGUUGCAACGAGGCUGCUCAUGGUGGUUUGGUUUGCAUUUGUUGAUCGAUGACCAGGUUUUUCCGGCCUCCUCCAUUCUUUUGACAUGAGAUUCAUUUCUUAGUAUCUCCGAGAUUCAUUAUAGGAUAGAACUGUGUGUAGUGUGUUUCUUCUGUUCCUAAAUAUAUAGAAUAAGACGAAAGUGUCGGAAAAUAGAAAGAGACGAAGACGGGUAUAAGGCAGCGAGGAACGAUAUACGGCUGUGGUGUGUGAUUCUUGAUGGGGUAAGGUGCAAACUGUAACACUUUGUAAUCUGGGAAUUGUACGUAGUUAUGAGUUUAGGCCUUUGUAUAUUGAGAUAGGAAUUAUUACAAAGUCAUAUUUCUCCCUUUCGAUUUUCUUUUUUCUGCAAUCUGAAAUUUGAAAGUUUUGAUU
Salvia miltiorrhiza (redroot sage) is the source of this 3338-nucleotide messenger RNA. Its product is annotated as chloride channel protein CLC-d. NCBI's taxonomy places the organism in Eukaryota, Viridiplantae, Streptophyta, Magnoliopsida, Lamiales, Lamiaceae. Gene Ontology annotation, molecular function: voltage-gated chloride channel activity. The transcript is spliced from 23 exons. The record is from RefSeq and is a predicted model, not a curated record. Bases 540 to 2858 code for a protein of 772 amino acids. Gene Ontology annotation, biological process: transmembrane transport; chloride transport. Gene Ontology annotation, cellular component: membrane; intracellular membrane-bounded organelle.